AUGGCACCCAUCCACGUCGGCGCCCUGCUCUUCGACUACCAAGCCAUCGACGUGAUCGGCCCCUUUGAUCUCCUCAACUCCGCAAGCAAGACCCUCAUCGGCCACCUCACCGAGUACACGACUGUGAGCCCCGAUACCAUUGCCAAAGCGCCGGAGUUCAUCUUCCACCAUAUCGGCGAGACGCUGGAGCCGGUCACCCUUACCGCUGGGAUCACGCUCGUCCCGACAACGACUGUCGCUGAUGUCCCUGAGCUGGACAUCCUGCUGAUCGGCGGGGAUAGCCCAAUCCAUUCGAAUAUCCCGGAGAGCUACAAGGACUUCAUUCGCCGCCAUGUGAAGGCCGGCAAGUUGCUCUUCACCAACUGCACCGGCGCGGCGGUCGCUGCGCAGGCGGGUGUUCUUGACGGGAAGAAUGCAACGGUCAAUAACGUCGAGUACAAUUGGGUCAAGGAGCGUUAUCCCGCUGUUCGGUGGACGAAGGCACAGAAGUGGAUUGUGGACGGGAAUAUCUGGACCGGGAGUGGUGCGGUUGCAGGGAUGGAUAUGGUUGCGCAUUGGAUCAAGGAGAAUUAUGGAUUGGAUGUGUUGACUGAAGCGACGAGAGGUUUGGAUUUCGAGCCGAGGGGUGUGGAUGGAUUGUUUACUGUUUUGCCGGCGAGAUAUGAUGCCGAUGGGAAGAGGGUUUCCAGCCAUGUCUUUCCUGAGUGA
Molecule: messenger RNA, 708 nt
Organism: Aspergillus mulundensis
Lineage: Eukaryota; Fungi; Ascomycota; Eurotiomycetes; Eurotiales; Aspergillaceae
Product: DJ-1/PfpI family protein
Exons: 1
Coding region: 1-708 (235 amino acids)
Source: RefSeq, a predicted model, not a curated record